Messenger RNA from Lycium ferocissimum, 1034 nucleotides. Its product is annotated as vacuolar protein sorting-associated protein 60.1-like. Bases 111 to 818 code for a protein of 235 amino acids. The transcript is spliced from 7 exons. The record is from RefSeq and is a predicted model, not a curated record. Gene Ontology annotation, cellular component: multivesicular body. Gene Ontology annotation, biological process: vesicle budding from membrane; late endosome to vacuole transport via multivesicular body sorting pathway. NCBI's taxonomy places the organism in Eukaryota, Viridiplantae, Streptophyta, Magnoliopsida, Solanales, Solanaceae.
AAGUACCAAAUUAAACUCACAAAGUAGUACUUAACAAUUUAGCAACUUCAAUUGAAUCAGAAACCCUAAAAUUUUGUGACCAACGAAGAAGAAGAGGAAAAUUGCUCAAAAUGAAGAGAGUUUUUGGGAUUAAGAAAGAAACACAACCUGCCCCAUCUGUUCAAGAUGCUUCCGAUAGGAUCAAUAAAAGAGGUGAGUCAGUGGAAGAGAAAAUCAAUAAGCUUGAUGUUGAACUUACAAGGUACAAGGAACAGCUGAAGAAGACUCGACCUGGUCCAGCUCAGGAAGCUGUAAAGGCUCGAGCAAUGAGGGUUUUGAAGCAAAAGAGAAUGUAUGAGAAUCAGCGGGACAUGCUCUACAAUCAGACAUUCAACUUAGAUCAAGUCUCUUUUGCUUCUGAGGGAAUCAAAGAUGCUCAGCAAACAAUGGCAGCUAUGAAAUCAGCAAACAAAGAAUUAAAAGGAAUGAUGAAAACUGUGAACAUUCAGGAUGUAGAUAACCUACAAGAUGAAAUGACAGACCUGAUGGAUGUAAGCAAUGAAAUUCAAGAGACUCUUGGUAGAAGCUACGGUGUGCCUGAUGACGUUGAUGAAGAAGAGCUCAUGGGUGAGCUUGAUGCUCUGGAAGCGGACAUGGAGUUUGAAGGUGAAGGUGUCCCUUCAUACCUACAACCUGAUAAAGAACCAGAUCUGGAUUCAGAGCUUAACCUGCCAUCAGCACCAAUGGGGCAUGCACCAACGCCAGGUGGUCGAAAUAACACACAGGCUGAAGAUGGACUAGGAUUACCUGCUGUCCCUCGCGCAUCACUUCGUGGUUAGGAAAGUUUUGGGGUGUAAACAUUGUGUGCAGAGUUUUGGUUUCUUAAACCUUGUUUCUAAUUACUUCUUCCAGAGAAGGUUGAUUUGUAAUAAUGAUGAAUAGAUUUUUUUUAAUUAAUGAUUGUAUGCUCAUUAUAGAAUCCUAUAAUCCUGUAUCAAUGAGGAAAAGAAAUCAUAAUGCCAAAAGCUGCUAAAAAAAACUAUCUUUAUGGUUCA